ACGAUCUUGUCCACUUUAUAGGUAACAGAACAUACAAUCUUACUGCCCAUACUGGUGUUGAGGUGCUAGAAAACACUUUCAUUGGGAGCUGGUAUAUAACGUGAGGGGCCUGUGAGCUGUCAUGGAGGAGAAGCUGGCAGAAAGUUUCUCUGCAUAAGUGGACCUUUCUGCUGGGUAGCUUCGGUAAAGACUUGGAAACAAAACAAUGCAUAUCAAAAAUACCAGCAGAAACUUAAGAGCACAGAUUGUAAAUACUUCUUUCCCAGGUGAAAGUCAACAGGGCACGAAUCCACACUUGCCAACUGACCAACGUGAUGGCAAACCCAACAUUACCAGUCUAGAACUGGUGCUUAAAGUAAGAAUUCAAAACGCCAAAGAAAACGACUUCAUUGAAAUUGAACUGCACAGACAAGCAUUGAGUUACCAGAACCUACUACAAGUGAGCUGUGGUGAACUAGGGAUUCUACCAGAACAAGUGGAGAAGAUGAGGAAGCUGCCAAACACACUGCUCAGAAAGGACAAAGACAUUCAAAGACUCCAGGACUUUCAGGAGAUAGAGCUCCUCUUGGUGAAGAGUGGAAACUCUGAACGGACUCAACACACAGCAUCACCUCUGACAGAGAGACCCUGCUACAACAGUGAUGCAGCAAAAUUGACUUAUUAGCUCCAGAUUGAGAAGGUUUUGGAAUCAUUUUGUCAAUUAAUAAGGCAUAGGCCAUGUGACAAUUUGGCUAACCACAGUUGAACUCUGGAAAGUUUCCUCCUCUGCAACCUUUCUGAGUAGGAACUGUUUGACAGUUACAACUGUGGUAUCCACGUAAGGCCAAGUUGAUUCUGAAGCGCUGAAGCACAAUACUGACAUUCUACUUCUGUGCCCAGCUCCACUUUCCUAUACAGUGGGAGAACUUAUGAACGGAGUAAACAACUAACUUCUCCAGGUGAGACUCACAACAGCAGCUCACAUCACUGCAGCUGGCGGCAGCUUCAUCAGCUUCUCAGCCUAGUCUUCUGAAGCCCACUUUUAAGUAGACAGCCGUGUCAUGUCGUUAUAAGCCCUCAGCUGUAACUUGCCCGUGUUCACUCACACAUUCCUCUUGCUAUUCCUUGAAUGUCAAGUCACCUCCAAUCCUUACAGGAUGAGUUUAAUUAAAACAUCAAGGCUCCUCAUGAACCAACAAAUUCCACCUGCAUUCCCAGCAGCUGAGUUUUGAGGGAAGAGAAAAGACACACAGGACGAGCACAGUGGCACAAGCCUUUAAUCCCAGCACUCAGGGGAGCAGAUCACUGAGUUCAAGGACACCCUGGUCUACAGAGUGAGUCCAGAGAGCCACGGCUACAGAGAAACCCUGUCCGAAAACCAAGCCCUGCCCCAAAGACACAGAGUAGGCAUUACCCAAUUGUCAGAGGAAAAUGGUUUAUUAUAGCAAUGAAGUAUGAUUCAUAUUGGAAUGAGCCUCCACCUGCAAUGGGCUUGGUAGCUAGGACUCUAAUGGAAGGAGCACUCUCCUGACAGUGCUUUUAAAGCAUGCCAGCUCCAGUGUUCCAGCAGUACCUGAUUAUGACUGGUCAGGAUGAUUAAGUGACAAUUCCCCUAAUUGUGUUUCCCCUUCAACAGUAAGGAAAAUUUAGUAAGAAGCUAAAGGACAGUUAAUCGCUAGAAAUCACCACUUGCAGAACGUGGAAGAUUGUUUUAAAAUUAAUAAAUUUAAUUGAAAAACAAAUUAGUCAGGAAAGUACUGUUAUCCUCUAUUCUAAUGGCAAAACCUAUGAAGGUGUUAUCCAGUGGCUACUUAACAGUUCAGACAAUAAUCCAAUCACAAAGCUAACUAGCAAAUUCUUACCUGCUCUAAUAAGCACACUACUCCAAACAAAAUAGGGGUGGGGAUAGGGGUGGAGCAUGGUGCCUACCAGCCCAGAGGGCUUUAGACACUCUGCGCAGCUGAGGGAUAAUCCUGAACCUCCCACAUGCCAGCAUCACAGAUGUGCAGACUCUUUUCUGUAAGUCCCAAGGCAAACCCUGAGAGCUUCAAGCAGCAGCACAAUUAGUUUUACGUCAUAACUUGAAUGUAAAGACAACCCCUGCACAACUAACAACUCCACUAAAUAAUUCCCAAAUUGUAGUAAGUGAAAUGAACCAAGCAGCAGAACGUUAGAACAUACCUGGGUUAGAAAAUUAUCAACACUCUUGACUCCUAGCUGCAUGCAGCAAGCUGCGUGCUUACAAUGAUGAAGACUGGAGGACAACGCACUUCCUUUUGUGCUCUUGUCAGCUAGUGGAAGAAGUCCUGCUGCAGCCCACUGCCGCACUGAGGAAGAGGGCAUUAUCGGCAUGCAUGUAAGCUCAGACACCAGCUCACCUCAAACGGACUGAGUUUCACCUGAGUAGAAUGUGGUGGAAAAGGACUGAGAGAAAGUAAUGCUUGGCUAUGUGAGCCUACACAUCUGCUGGUGCCCUUCAAGUCCUAGCCCCUUUUUCUUAAAGAGUAAACGUCUUUGUUAAAACUUCAUGGUAUUUAAAUCUUCCUUGGAAAACUGUUUAGGAGUACCCAUUCCCCGGCUGCGCCUAAACAAAAGAUAACACACAGCGUGUGGCACAUUCAUCACGCAAGCAAUUUGGGAGAAAGAGUCCCAACUCCCACAGCAGUCGGGUUACAGUGAGAACAGCUCAAGAAUGAAAGGAGACUGUGUUGUAUCUUUUAAAUCUGUCAUGCAUUGAGGUUAACUAAGUUUACCAGUCACUGCCUACACCAAGACCUUUUCCCACUUAAGAAAAUUUUAUUAAGAAAUAGUAUAUACACAAAAGCACACAAACAUACAGUUCAAAAAGAAAAAAGCUUGAGAAAGAGCAGUAGCCAUUUCUCUAAAACCCCUUUGCCCUCCAAGGUCAUUCUCAAAGUAGCAGCUAACCAUGAUCUAUAUGUCAACUGUUUCCUUCAUUUACCAUGUAUUUUUAACAGCCUGUUUUGACCUUUACCGAAGUGAAUCUUAAUAGAUAGAUUCUUCUGUGGCUUGCUUUUAAGGGACAUAUUAAAAUCGUCAUCCAUGGUCA
This is a messenger RNA of Psammomys obesus (fat sand rat), 3049 nucleotides long. RefSeq names its product ANKRD40 C-terminal like (gene Ankrd40cl). The record is from RefSeq and is a predicted model, not a curated record. NCBI's taxonomy places the organism in Eukaryota, Metazoa, Chordata, Mammalia, Rodentia, Muridae. The coding region runs from base 206 to 664 and encodes 152 amino acids. The transcript has 5 exons.